GCCGCACGGUCACACUGGCUCGGCCAAAUUGUUCUCAACCUUUUUUUUCCAGGUGAAAAAGGAAAUGUCUCUGGGUGUUUGAGUGUUUUUCUGAUUUUCCGAUCAAGGUGAGAAGGUGUGAAUAAUAGGAACUGUGACGGCGGUGGCGUUAAAUCGAUUACUGCAUUUUGGAGCGCAGCAAUUGGUGCCCUUUCAUUGCGCGAGGAGUUGCACCAAAGUGCCACGAAACUGGGGGGAAAAGUCGCGGCGAGUUUUCCACAAAAUGCGUGCUCCCGGCAUGGAUGUUAAAUCAAUAGUGGUGCUGGCGGCACUUUCGGCGCUGCUCAUGGCCCCACCGGAGUGUGUGGCGCGAAAACAUCACCUGGAAGUUAGGAAUGACAGGCGGCAGUACAUUGCACUCAGCACCUUUGGCUUCUACACCAAUGGUCAUUUGGAUGUGCAGCUCAGCAAGCUGACAAUUGACCUGGAACAGUCCACGGAUCUGCUCGGCCUGUCGCUGGACAAGACCACCAUUGACCAGCUGAAUCCCUACCUGGACUCGCACCAGAACAAGUGCAUACUGGAGGAGCCGCCACAAAAGCAGAACAGCGGACCCAUACUCUUCUUUGUCCUGGAUCUCAAGGAGCUGAAGGUCCGUGUAAAAUGCUCACCGGAGUGGGCCAAUAUGCACAUAUACAACCAGAUUCCAUCGCGGACCAAGCGCAAUUCGCGCAUGGCCAAGAUCAGCGAUUCCGUUCUCUUCCGCCAGACGCGCGAGGCCCAAAUGCCACCAGCCUACUCCGCCGAGGGCCCAGAUGAUUCCAUGGACGAUCCCUUGGAACAGGAACCGCUACCGGCUGAUUUGAAGUCCUCCUCGCCAGCCGCUGCUGCUGCAGUGGCGGGUAAAAUUGAGCCGCCCAAGGAGGAGGUGAAUGUUGAGGCCCCCAAAGAUGAGGCUGCCCGUCUGAAUGCUUCUUCGGUCAAGCAAGAAGCGCCUGCCCAACCGGAAGUGGCCCCUAAAACCGAGGAAGAAGCCAGCUUAAAGGUUAAGGAUGAACCUCAGCAGGAGGAUUUACCCAUCAAAAAGGAGGUGGCUCCUGUUAAUAAAGAGGAUGUGCCUGUUAAAAAGGACGAGGAAAAGGAUAUACUAGUAAAACAGGAGGCUUCCGCCCCAGUAAAACCGGUAGCCGUGGAAGCACCCAAAGUAGUGGCACCACCAUCUGCUCCAGCUCAAGAUGUGAACCCUGUCGACCCGGAUGCAGCACCGGCAAAUCCCUUUCCACACGACGACGACUCCGCGGAGGAUGCGUAUGGGGCCAGCCUGUUUAAGCAAUCGCAGGAGAAUCUGUGCAAGGAUUCCACAAUGCCGCUGGUCAGGGAGACGAUCAACGAUGUAAACUACUACAGUUUCAACUUCUCCAUGCUGGUGGCCACGCCCAGCGACGAGGGCCUGUACAAUCUGUACUUCCACGCCUGUCCCAACUACCACAGCUCCAAAAUAAUGUCUUUUAAUGUGGACAUUGAGGAGAACAACAAUGGCAACUACUUGUCGGCUGGCGAGAUGCCUCUGCCCGCCUUGUACUUCAUGAUGAGCCUGCUCUUCUUUCUUUCCGGUCUCUUCUGGGUGUUUAUUCUGAAGAAGAGCAAGCAUACCGUGUAUAAAAUCCAUUAUUUGAUGGCCGUGCUGGUGUUUUUGAAGUCGCUCUCGCUGAUGUUCCACUCGAUCAACUAUCACUUCAUUGAGAAGCGGGGCGAGCACGUGGAGACCUGGGCCAUCCUCUACUACAUUGCCCAUUUGCUUAAGGGCGCCGUGCUCUUCAUCACCAUCGUGCUGAUCGGCACUGGCUGGACGUUCAUCAAGCACAUUCUCUCCGACAAGGACAAGAAGAUCUUCAUGAUUGUGAUCCCACUGCAGGUUCUGGCCAACGUGGCCCAGAUCAUUACGGACGAGUCGGACCAGAGCGACGCCGAGUUCCGCACCUGGCACAACAUCUUCUUCUUCGUGGACCUGCUGUGCUGCGGCGCCAUCCUGUUCCCGAUCGUAUGGUCCAUCCGGCAUCUGCACGAGGCAUCCGCCACUGACGGCAAGGCUGCCAUCAAUCUGCGCAAGCUGAAGCUCUUCCGCCAGUUCUACAUCAUGAUCGUGUGCUACAUCUACUUCACGCGCAUCAUCGUCGAUCUGCUGCAGAUGACGGUGGUCUUCCAGUACGCCUGGCUGGACGAGAUGUUCCGCGAGAUGGCCACCUACGUGUUCUUCGUCCUCACGGGCUACAAGUUCCGUCCGGUGUCUUCGCAUCCGUACUUCACCGUGCCGGACGACGACGAGGACGAGGACGUGGUGGAGGUGCUCACCGAAUCGGGACUCACGGAGACCGUCCAUCGGGUGAAGCCACUGAAUCGCAAUCAUGGCAGCGCUUCCGGCGGCAUCACCAUCAUCGAGGGCAACGACGAUGAGCGCGAGAACCUGAUUGCGAAACGGGAGUCGAGCCAUGAGUACGAUUAGGGAGCGAUUACAAAACGAUCACCCCCGUAUUCCCUGCAUUAGUCCGUAGUCUAUAUAGUCCCCGGGGUCUUAUACACACUGCAUGCAGCAUACUACUGCAUACACACGUGUGUGUGUGUGUGUGACUCAUUUGCUGAGCCAGCAGCUAGUUCUUUAACUAUACAUUAAUACACAUAUAUAUAUGUUCUAUGUUCAGAGAGUGUCUUGCGGAAAAUCAAAGAAACAAAUGCGAUGGCAAUGGCGGGUAUAAUCUCAGUAUCUCAGUGAACUUGUAUAGGGCAAUGUCGGCACAACGUUUGGUGGGCACUUACUGCUCCUCCAUCACCACCACUAUCAGCUCCCCCUCCAGCGCGCCCGUCCAGCCGGAACCCUUGUAAAUAUUUAAUCAAAGAAGUUAAAGAAAUUAAUGAACGCUUGCGACACCCAUGCCCUUUCCUUGGUUUAAGAUAUACUUAAAAUAAAUACACUUAUGUAAUUACGUAUAAUUUUAUGAAUAUAACAAAGCUUUAAUAUGUAAA
This is a messenger RNA of Drosophila elegans, 3000 nucleotides long. RefSeq names its product protein GPR107. The coding region runs from base 263 to 2482 and encodes 739 amino acids. The transcript has 7 exons. The record is from RefSeq and is a predicted model, not a curated record. Gene Ontology annotation, cellular component: Golgi apparatus; membrane. Gene Ontology annotation, biological process: transport. NCBI's taxonomy places the organism in Eukaryota, Metazoa, Arthropoda, Insecta, Diptera, Drosophilidae.